Messenger RNA from Rhipicephalus sanguineus (brown dog tick), 1506 nucleotides. RefSeq names its product sodium-coupled monocarboxylate transporter 2-like. Lineage: Eukaryota; Metazoa; Arthropoda; Arachnida; Ixodida; Ixodidae. The record is from RefSeq and is a predicted model, not a curated record. Gene Ontology annotation, cellular component: membrane. The transcript has 13 exons. The coding region runs from base 1 to 1506 and encodes 501 amino acids. Gene Ontology annotation, biological process: transmembrane transport; sodium ion transport. Gene Ontology annotation, molecular function: symporter activity.
AUGGCAGCAGCGCACGUGCUCGACUACGUGCUCUACGCAGUGCUGAUGGCACUGGGCGUGGCGCAGGGCAUAUACGUCUCGUGCCGCAAGCGCCACGGCCACGACGUGAGCCGCGAGGCCUUCCUGGGCGACCGCAGCCUGGGCGUGCUCCCGCUGGCCGUGUCCGUGCUCGUCUCCACCGCUUCGCCGCUCGGGCUGGUGGCCCUGACGGCGCACUUCUACGCCUACGGUCUACACCUCGCCUGGAACGUGCUGAUCACUGUGGCGGCGGUGCGGCUCGUCGUGUACUGCGUCGUGCCCGUCUUCUACAGGCUCGGCGUCACCUCCGUCUUCGAGUACAUUCGAAUGAGAUACAACGCUUUUAUUUCGCUGACGGCAUGUGCAAUCUACAUCAUUUUAACGCAAAGCGUCGGCGCUGCCCUCAUCUUCUCAGCUGCACUGACAUCAUCGACGAUAUUUGGGAUACCUGUCACAACAGCCAGCAUCCUCUUCGGCCUAAUGGGCACCUACUAUGGCGCUGUUGCUGGUCUGCGUGGUGUCGUGUGGACGGACUGCCUGCAGGCGCUGAUCACCCUGCUGGCGCCACUGGUGGUAAUCGGCAAAGUGGUCUACGACUCGAUCGCCGGUACGCUACCCUUGCGCCCCUUGAACGACAUCGACGUCACCGAGUACAUACUGGACGUCAGCAUCGACUUGACCAAGGAAGAGAACGUGUUGUCCUGCCUCGUGGGAGGCGCGGCGUCUUUCCUCUACCGGCUGGGAUUUGACCAGAUGGUUCUGCAGAGAUACCUCGCCUCGAGAAACCUCAGAGCUGCCCAGAGGACUGCCAUAGUCGGAGUAUGGUUUUCUGCACUGUACUACCUGGUGCUAAUGGCAGGAGCUGUCGCCCUAAUAUAUCGGUUUCGUGACUGCGAUCCGAUGCUGUCAAAAUCAAUAUCAACCCUGGACCAGAUCCUCCCUUAUUAUGUCAAGAAAGAGCUGGCGCCUGUGUUGGGAUUUUCUGGCAUAUUUUUGGCCGGGGUAGUGAGCUCCUCUACAAGUGCCGUUUCAUCCAUCAUCAACUCGCAAGCUGCCGUCUUGUACGUGGACGUGUUUUCCCAGUACUUCCCAAUAAAAGAAAAGUGGGCUUCCAGGGCCACAAAGGGACUUGCCUUUGCAUCAGGCAUAGUUAUGACUGCUUACAGCCUGGCGGUUCCUUUCAUUGGCUCUACGAUGAGAAUCUUCGUGCUGAUCAACAGUGCCGUGACGGGCCCCUUCGUCGGCCUCCUCGUGCUCGCAAUUCUGUUCCCUUUCGCCAACUCCAAGGGAGCUGGAGCUGCGACGUGUCUGACCAUUGCCUUCCAGCUAUGGCACAUGAUCGGUAGACUGCGCAGCGGCAUCCUUCCUCAUCGCAUGCCGGUAACGUUGGACUACUGUCCCGACAAUACGACGGCUGGAUUCGAUACAACCGAGUAUCCGUCAAACACGACGGACUCUGCAGGUUUCACAAUUGCCUGUUUUAAGUAA